Rotaria sp. Silwood1 is the source of this 972-nucleotide messenger RNA. NCBI's taxonomy places the organism in Eukaryota, Metazoa, Rotifera, Eurotatoria, Philodinida, Philodinidae. The record is from the annotation of a GenBank genome assembly.
AUGUCUUUUUCAUCUCUACCUGUGAUUGAUCUUAAAUCACAUCCAGAUGAUAUUCGUCAGACUAUUUUAUUGGCUUGUUCAACAACAGGUUUCUUUUAUGUAUCAAAUCAUGGAUUAGAUUCUUUACAAAGUCAAAUAUUUUCUAUGGCCAAAGAAUUUUUUUAUCUUCCUCUUCAAGAAAAACUUCUUUAUGCAUCAAAUACAACAUCUUAUCAAGGUUAUUUAAAAAUUGGUCGUGAAAAUCUUGAUUCAACCAAUUCCAAACUUAUGGAUGAAAAAGAAGGAUUUAGAAUUCGUCAAUCAGAUUUGAAUAGAAAAGAUAAAUUACCUAAUAUAUUUUCUCAUGAAGAAAAUUUCAAAUUACUUGAACAAUUUUUUCGACAAUGUUAUAAUCUUUGUAUGCAUCUAUUGGAAUACUUAGCUGAAACUUUUGAAAUUGAUCGAGAUUAUUUUACGUCAAGACAUAAAUGGGAUAAGGAACCAGGUGCAGCACUUAAAUUAUUACAUUAUUCUCCAAUAAAUCAAAUAGAACAAAAUAUCAAUGUUAUUCGAGCGGGUGCUCAUUCGGAUUAUGGAUCACUUACUCUUUUAUUUCAACAUGAUCAUAAAUCUGGUCUUGAAGUAUUUGAUCGUUUAACAAAUUGUUGGUAUCCAGUUGAAGCUCGUGAUGAUAUGAUUGUAGUUAAUUUUGGAGAUGUUUUUGAAUAUUGGAGUAAAGGAAUGGUUAAAAGUACAAUUCAUCGAGUUAUUUUACCGACUAUUAAUGAACAAAAUCAUUCUCGAUUUUCUAUUGCUUUUUUUUGUGUUCCAAAUGGAGAUACACCACUUACUCCUAUUCCAUCUAAAUUGAUUGAAAAUCAUAUUUAUACAAAAGAUAAACAUGCAAAACAAGUUUUUAGUGACAAUGAUGGACAUGUUUUGACUGCUGGUGAACAUCUACAAAUGAGACUAAAUAAAACUCAUCAAUAUUAA